This is a messenger RNA of Dicrocoelium dendriticum, 3110 nucleotides long. The record is from the annotation of a GenBank genome assembly. NCBI's taxonomy places the organism in Eukaryota, Metazoa, Platyhelminthes, Trematoda, Plagiorchiida, Dicrocoeliidae.
AUGGCUCCAUUCUCUGGAAUACUGCUCCUCGUCGUAUACCUUCUCCCGACUGCAUUCACUUUCACAACUUCCAAUCACAAGUUGCCACCCCUGCCUCUGAAGCCUUUGAAAAGCACUGCUGAUAUCCGCUAUUCACACUUUGACGUACCGCCUGAUAGUUUGAGUUUCAGGUUCUCCACUUAUUUAACGUUUCAAAGCAGCUGUGAACCAGCUAAUCUCACAUUAUUUUUGAGGCCUCAUUCUUUACCCGUCGUAGCCCCUGAUCCUGUGGCCGUGCCUCCGGGUGUGCUGAUUCUUCCUGACGCCUACAUGGUCAAUGUUGAUGUACAUACUGCUCGACCGAUUGCAUCCAAUGUCCACAUAGACACCGAGUCUUUGUAUGAUAUCACUUACUCCCGCAAAGACCAGUCAGUUUCUGUAGACGUUAAGCUCUACUGUCCAGCGGCAGGAAUGUGGUUCCUUGGUGUGUUCUUUUUAGACAGAGCUAGCGAACCCAAAUGUUCGUCUUGGAUGUUUCCUGCAGUCUCCUUUAACGUGGUGACCAACAUAGACGCAAUCGUUCUACUUUCGCCUACGGUUACCAAACCUGACGCAGACUACCAGCGUCCGCUAACUGUACCAAAGGGAAUUCCAGCACAUGACUCCGUCAGGUCCUCGGUCCCUGUUUUCCGUUCAUUAGUAUCUGCCCCACCAAAAUCUUCACUUCUUCACAAUAAAAGCGAUUUUUACGCGCAGAGUGCUACUGAUAAACGCGCAGACCUCUUUAACACGAGUAUAUUUUCUCCGGAGGACUCCAGCUCUACUGUGGCUGAUGAACCAUUGGUAAAGGAAUUCAACGAUGAAGCGCGGAUUUCGAUCUUGUUGGAGCCAUCCGAGGGACGGUUGUUCAGAAUUCUACUUCUUCCGGGAACUACCGAUGUGGACUUCAUAAUUGAUGAGUGCAUAUUCUUUCCGCCAACGGCACCCCGCCCUCAACACAUUCACCCAACUCUUAGCACUGCAACCACUGAUCAAACCGAGGAAGCCCCUAUUUGCCCUAUUUUGGUUGACGCUGGUCGCGGUGUGUUACCGAAGGGAUUCGGUAGCGAAGCCCGUUUAUCUGAGGGCACGAACAAUACUCUCAAAAACACUACCCACUCAGCUUUACCUUUGCCUAACUUGAGACUGGGGAAAACGUACCGACUUGAUAGUCUGCAUGAUUCUUCGACCGUCCAUUACGUUUACCUAAGAAAUCUGAACCACAAUCAGUUGAUGACGCUUCAGGUGUCUUUCAGCCCCAUAUUCGGUUGUCCUUUAUCAAGCCCACCAGAAGGCACCUCAUCUUUUGAGUAUCCUCCACACUACAAGAACAGGCAAGUGUCUGGUGAUGAUGAAUCAUUGCGCGCAUCCGGAGCUCCCACCGGUGAAAAUGCGUCCUCUGAAUCUGUGACAUCUAUCACCUCACUACUCCCGUGGCUCGAUCCCUCCUGGUCCAACCUGACGUUAUCAAAAGCGAGAUCGUUCGCAGACAAUCACUCCGUACCCGAUGUGUUUGUUGACCUCUCGGAGCCUCACAGCCAUGCAUUGGAUCGGUGCUUUACUCUAAGUAGCCCUACACGGGUGUCAGGGCCUCAGGCUUUCGUCUAUCACUUCAUUUAUCAGCCCGAACUCAACCAAUCCAGGAAUGUGUUACAUAUCUCACCGUGGCAGGUGAUGGUUAUUCCCAUUCAGCUAGACUCCAAACUUGACACUGGAGGGAGUCUGGAGAUUAGUCUGCAGUUAGAUGCCCUCGAUCCGACCGUUGGGCCAAAUGGAACGAAUUCGAAGAUCUAUCAUCUCUGCGAUGCGGACGCAGCGAAACCGCCGUUUCGCUUGAAGACUCCGGAAACUGGUGAAGAUACCUUGUCUACUGAUCGCUAUUCGCUUUCAAAUAUCUCUGGAUGCCAUAGUGAAGCUGUGGAGCGUCCCACAACUUUUACCUCUCAGUCUACCUCACCAGCAUGCCUGUUGCCGAUAAACGUGCUGUCACUCUGCGAUUUCUUUGGAGGCUUUUUCUCCCUAUGGGUCACUAUCAUUGCUGCAUGCGCCAUGCCCGCACAACAUGCACAGUUGGCCUAUGUGCUAUUUGUACUCGUUUUGACUGUCACCUUGCAGGUGGCUCGCCAUUCGGUUGCUCAAUUCGUGACACCCUGUGCCCUGGGUGUAACAUUGUUAGUUAUCUCUUGGAUUGUGCGUUCCCGUCAGACAGGCCAUUUGUUUCCCCCGAUACAGUGGUGGAUUUUGAGUUUCUCUCCAGCCCUACUGUGCGCGCUAUUCGCUGUUGCUCUGUUUACAUCCCCUAUGCUGAAACGAGACUACACUCGGUCGCACAGCCUAUGGCACAUCCUCUUGGGAUGCUCGCUGAUCGGAAUGUUGCCUUGGCCGGACCGAUGGCGCGUCGCCCUGAUCCCUGCUGUUCCCCGGUACCUUCCCCUCUCUUGUGGUGGCACGGUGAAAUUGCAGUUCGAUAGGAAGAACUCAGUGUCCAUCGCUGCUUCUCAAACUGAAACUGUUAGCCAGUUGGAAGGAUGCUUUGACGUCUUUGCCAAUGGGCCAGUAUUGUCACCAACAAAUUGUGAUUCCAGUGCUCCGCAAAUACCAGAUGAAAAUAUUCGCGAAUGCACCUUGAAAUCAGCUCAUUUCAUGCAGAAGUUUGUUACCACUUGCAAGCCCACUACAGCCUGUUUGCGCCAUGCAUGUUUACGCUGUUGGUGGAAAUACAGGCUUGUUUGCGUCAAAUGGGACACGGCUCUAGAGCUGAAGCCGUUACUGGACCAACUAGUUCGGAGAUGGCCAAAGCUUACAUGGCUUCUCCCAUAUGGUUACACUCAUGAGCCUUCAAAGCAUGACUCUGAAUGCGCAGUUUUCUGUGUGACUGGAAUCCAGCAGACGUUAGAGUCGAAGGAGCAGAUCAGCGUCCCAAAUUUAAACCAUAUCAGGUGUCCCGGGAAAACGAGUCCAACUGCCCAAACAUUGUGAUCUGUGGAUCCGUUUAGCCGACUUGUGGAUUCGUCCCUUCCUAUUUCUCAGCUACAAAACAUCAAUCCUUUAUUAAUAUCCAAAUAGUAACCUUUUUGCCAAGCUUUUCAUCC